Messenger RNA from Charadrius vociferus (killdeer), 117 nucleotides. RefSeq names its product heat shock factor binding protein 1-like 1 (gene HSBP1L1). Gene Ontology annotation, molecular function: transcription corepressor activity. Lineage: Eukaryota; Metazoa; Chordata; Aves; Charadriiformes; Charadriidae. The annotation marks the transcript as partial. The transcript has a single exon. The record is from RefSeq and is a predicted model, not a curated record.
UUACUGGAAGAAAUGGGCGAGCGCAUUGAUGACCUCGAGAAGCACGUUGCUGACCUGAUGAAAGAAGCCGGGAUAGAAAACACUGAUGAAGAGGUGAUAGUAAGGAAACUUAAUUGA